Molecule: messenger RNA, 4051 nt
Organism: Vitrella brassicaformis
Lineage: Eukaryota; Vitrellaceae
Source: the annotation of a GenBank genome assembly
GGUAGAGGCGCGUGUGUCCGUUGGGAGUGGAGAGAGCUGUGUGUUGAGGAUUGGCACGGCGCCGCCGCCGUGUGUUUGAAGGCAAUAUAGUCAAGCUAUCAGGAGAGGUGAGUUGGCACAUCUGGGAGGGAGGGAAGGGAGAGAGUGAGAGCACACUGGACACCUGCCUGAUGGAGAGCAGAUUGCAUGACUCGAGUGGCUUCGUCAUUCUGUCUGUCCGUGUGUGGUCGUUUGUUCAUUCAGGCCAGAUAGUCGGUCUGUGCGUGCGGUGCAUUGCGAUGAGUCUGCCCAUCGACCACGCAUCCCACCCGUCCCUCUCCCCCUCAAGACCACCCCCACUGGCAGUGCCCCCCAAGCCACCCGUGGCGCAUCGCCCGAUGCCGCCCUUCCCGGCGGCAGCACUGCACCAUCCCGCAAUGAUGCAGGCGUUUGUGCGGCCUCCACAUAUGGUGAUCCGUGCACCGGGUGGCCUGCCGCAUGCCCGUCAUCCACACCCCGCUGCCCGCACUGCGCACCUGCACAUGCAUCCGCUCGCUGUGCGGGAGGGAGGAGGGGCCAGGAAUGGGAUCGACACGCCCGGUCAGUCAGAGAGAGAGAGACGAGUGUCGGGUGGGGUGCAAAGGCAGGUGGUGUUCUUGUGUGUGGUUCAGGUGUGGUGCAGUCUUCUCGUCCUUCGUCUGCGGGGCCGUCACUGCCCGAUGACGAUGCAUCCGCACCACCAUUGUGAGCGCUUCACUCACCGAGACAGACGAGCCAAUUGACGGAGGUCGGUUCAUUCCUUCCCCUGCCCCCGUUGUGUGUGCGUGUGUCAGCUCGAUUCGCAUCGACCCUCUGUCGCCCGGUUUGAUUUUGGACAAGCAGCGGAUGGCGGAGCAGAAGUUCCUCGAGGACGAAAUGAAGAGAAGGGAGAAACUGCUCCAGGACCCUGGUGCGUGUGACCGCUCAACAGAGGCAGACACAGCAAGGAGGCCAGCCUUCACGUUCUCUCUGCUGUCCCUUCAUUCCUUCAUUCCUUCAUUCUCUCUCUCUCUCUCUCUCUCUCUCAGGCAACAUGGUUGAUGCACUUCGACGCCGCAAGGCACAGCAGCGCGUCAGAGAGAUCCUCCAGGUGACCAUCGACACACACAUACAAGAGAUACCAGACAGGGACAGGGCAGAGAAUGCCGGCCCCAUGCUCUGCCUGCCUGUCCAUCUCCUUUUUCCAUCAGGAGCAGCAGGUGUACGUGCCGGUGGGCGACUCCGACUGGCAGACCGCCGAGGACACCGUCAACACCCUCCUGCGCGACGGCCGCCUGCACCGUCUGCACGAGAAGGAGGUCAUUCUCAAGCGCAUCGCACCCAUCCCUAACAACUUCUUCGAACUCCACAAGUGGAUUCUACGACGCGACAGCCGCAGCGGCCCGGUGCUGUUCGUGCAGCACCCAGCGAUCGACGACAAGGACACCGACAAGUACGAGCGGCUGUUGGUGGACGAUGCGGAGAUCAAGGGGCGUGACGCGGGCAGCCGCGUGGAGAGCAGGAUGGAGCAGACGUUUUACAACGCCCAGGGGGUGCCGCUGCGCGCGGAGGCGUGGAAGAAGCAGCGGCAGGUGUGGGUCGACGAGGCCGCGGCCGAGGGUUUCGGGGACGACACGCCGUCCACACACAGAACACGGACACAGAAGGUGAUGUGAGGGAGAGAAAGGAAAGACCGAUGUCAGGCAGGUGCUCCCAUUAUUCACGUGUAUCCUUGCUUCAACCUGUGUGUCGUGCAGGAGUCCAAGUUGCAGAAUCUGACGGCGUACAACUGCUUUGCUCUCGAGCGUCGUCCGUUCCUGAUGCGGCGGUUCCCUGAGCGGGUGGGGGAGCCGCAGUUCUUCGCAAGAAUGCUCGGCGAGGAGUGGAGACAGCUGCCGCCCGAAGACAGAGAGGUCAGUCACACAGGAGGAGAGCCAGAUCUAUGACGGGCACUGAGGACGACACAGAUGUCUCUGUGUUUCUCUGCGUGUUGUUGCAGGUGUGGAGUGUUCACGAGCGGUGCAAGGACCGUUUUCGGCUUCAGAGCGUGAUGCAUCCGGCCGGCAGCCCUCCGCCCGUCCGCUACGCCGUCAGCAGCAGACGCCCCUCCCACCCCGGCGAGCCCGUCCAGCCAUUCGUCAUGACCACCACCACAAUCAAGCACGAGCAGAGCAGGAGACCGCCGGUCAUCGUCAAGAAGGAAGAAACCGAUGAGGAGAAAGCAGACGUCGAGCAAGAGCAAGACCAAGAGCCAGACGCGCAGCAGCAGCAACCACAGCGGGAGCAGGAGCACCAGGCGGCUGCCGCUGUGGCGGCGGCAGCAUCUGCCCCUCUGCCUCAGGAGGUCCUGGAGCCGUUGAGCCACCCGGCCCGCUGGGUGCGGCAGCUGCGCGUGAGGCCACUACGGCUCGUUCCGAGCGGCAAGGAGGACCUGCUGGAGGUCGAUCGCGACUCGGAGGAAGAGGCGGACCUCUCUGACUUCCCAAGAUCGGCCGUGCGGCUGUCCAUCUACGACCCCGGCGACGGCCACACACGGCCGGCGCGGCAACAGGGAGACUCACUUUGUGACGAGGACCUGCCCGUGUUGAAGGUGGGUGAGAGUGUGCAGGUGGCGGUGAUGAGUGGCGAGGGUGGGUGGGAGACCGGCUGGGAGGACGGCACCGUGGAGGGCAUGGUGCAGCGGGGAAAUGGGGAGCCGACCGAUGUGGCCGUGAGGCUGGACAGCACGGCCACAUCCGUCACGCUCCCGACACAGCACUUCAUCGAACCGUCGGGUAAGUCGACAGAGACCACCAGCAGCCAGGCAGGCAGGCAGAAGCGAAUGAAUGCCCUCAUCGAUUCUUCUCGUCUGCCUGUCAUGAUUCAGUUCCAGUCAAGACGGCUCCCGAGUCGCACUUUCGUCUCCGCCCCCGCGACGCAGAGCCAGACCGCGAUCUGUACCCCGGUGCCGUCAUCAACCUGCCAUUUGCCGCGUCAGGCCCCUCGUGUGAUGCCAUCGUGAUGGCCCUGCAUCGGAAGGAGGGCCGCAUGGGAUUGCGGUCCGGCAAGGGGUCGACACUGGACCUCCAUCGCCUGGCCGACGGGCGCACCGUCGAGAACUUCGACCCCGAGACCGUCACUGUGCGCCGGCUGCCCUAUGACGUCGAGCUGGGCGGGAGUGGUGGCACUGCGCCGUCCUGGUGGAUCAUCCCCGACCCAUUCAGACCUGACAUUGUGCCUGCGAGGAAGGUCCCCUUCCGCACAGACGUGCUGCGCAACCCCCCCGUCAGGAGCCUCAUCCGCCAUCUGUGGAACAACAGCAAGAAGGCACGCAGACGGCAGCCGGCCAAGAAAGUGCAGUUUGCCCAGCAAGAGGCAGCGUCGAGUGGCGGGGCGGGUGGUGCUGCGGAGGCAGAGCCGUCUGCUAUGGCUGAGGCGACGGGCAAGAAACAGGCCAAGAGGAAGGCCAAAGGGGGCAGCAAGCGCGAAAGGAGCUCCGCCAAGGCCAGAGACAGGCGCCCAGCCAAACGCGCCAAGGCUGCUGCUGCUGUGCCGCCCAGCACCCCUCCCCCUCCCCCUCCCCCACCUGCCGCUGCUGUUGAGAGCGCGGGCAUGGCGUCGGACCAUCACCUGAACAGCCUCGCCCCCCACCACGACACGAUGGAGGGCCCACACGCCAGCGCCAGAGAGCAUAUGCCUGCGAGUGGUGCGGCGAUGGACGUGGACGAUGGAGUGGCCGGACAAUAUCAUCAUGGCAUGGCGGCAGCGGACGAGAUGAUGGCUGGCGACGAUGAUGAGGAGCCUUUCCCGGCACUGCCGCAUCAUCAGCUGCAUGUCAUGCACUAGGGCGAAAGGUCGCCACGGAGCAGUGGGCUAGUGUUGCACGUGUCGAUGUAUGCGGUGCCUAGUGUCAGCUAUUGGUUGGGCGGGGCGGGGCGGCUCCUGUAUUUAUAUCUGUAACAUGCUGUGCGCCUCCUGGAUGAGCCACGCAGCAAUUGAUCAAUCAUGAGUGAGUGAAUGUCUGUGGCCUCCUGACUAACUGACGGCGAUGGGAUGAAUGAAAUUAUUGCUUGUG